AUGCCGAUUACGAAAAUUAAAGAACAAGAAUUGGAAAUAGACUUACGAAAUGACAAGUUUCCAACCUGUAAGAAUGAUGAUAUAAAUGACGCGGUAAUACCUACCUUGAAAAAGACCAGUGGCAAUCAAGCAACCGAUUCAUCAUAUGAUGAUAAUGACCAAACAUCAGGCUUUGGGUCUCAAGCUACGUCCAAUUUUGGUCCGGUAAAAGAUCCAAUAUUGUGA
Messenger RNA from Entrophospora sp. SA101, 225 nucleotides. The record is from the annotation of a GenBank genome assembly. Lineage: Eukaryota; Fungi; Glomeromycota; Glomeromycetes; Entrophosporales; Entrophosporaceae.